GCGGCGGCGGCGGCCGCGGGGGGGUGCGCGCGCUCCCGCGGCGGCGGCGGCGGCGAUGGCGGCGCGUGGGCGCGCGGCGGCGGCGGCGAUGGCGGCGGCGGAGCGGCGGCUGCCCAGCCUGGACGAGUUCGCGGGGCAGAGCUGGAGCGCCUGGGUGGAGCGGGCCGGGCCGCCGGCCGAGCCGGGACCAGGGUUGGAGUUGGAGGAGAGUGGGAAGAGCAGCGGCAAGAAACUGGACACCAUGACCCUGAUUAAAGAAGACAUGAACAUCUUCGGCCACUGCCCGGCGCAUGACGAGUUUUACCUGGUGGUUUGCAACCACUGCAGCCAGGUGGUGAAGCCCCAGGCCUUCCAGAAACACUGCGAACGCCGCCACGGCCCGCUCAGCAAGCUGUACGCCCGCGCCGCCGCCGCCAAGUGCCACGUCACCGCCAACGGGCAACCGGUGGCCAGCGGGACCCCCGGCGCGGCCAAGGCACCGCGGGAAAAGCCCCUGGGUGCCCGCGGGCAAGUCCAGCCCCUGCCUGAGCGCCCAGACAAGGACAGCCUCUGCUUGUUUGUGCCUGUGGUCAACCUGGAGAAGAUCCCCAGCAUUCCCAAACCGGACGGGCAUGGGAUCAAGGUGCCCCCCAAAACUGUAGCCACCAACUCCAAGGAACCCCUGGGGAAACCCGCCACCCCCGCGGUGCUGAAAGAGCCCCCGGUGCCGGCCCGGGGCGGGGGGGAUUUGGCGAUGCCCGCCGAUGGCCCCGGGUGCAAACCGGAGAGCUCGCCCACCCCGGGGGAGAAGGACGCGGGUGUCUCCAAGCCACCCCCCAGGUCCCACAAGAAGCUGGCGCGCAAGGAGUGCGACCUGAACCGGCAGUGCGGCGUGCUGAACCCCGACACCAAGAAGAUCUGCACCCGCCUGCUGACCUGCAAGAUCCACUCUGUUCACCAGCGGCGCGAGGUGCGGGGCCGUGACAAGGACUUUGACGUGCUGGUGGCUGAGCUGAAGGCCAGCGCCCGCAAGGGCGAGUCCCCGAAGGAGAGGAGCCCCCCCGGGAAGGCACCACCGCCCCCCCCCCCGGCAGGACCCCUCUCGCUGCCGCAGCCCCUCGCCAGCCCCCCCAGCGCCUCUCCCUGCCGAGCCAAGCCCCCCCACUCCCACUGCCUGCUCCCCAGGGCCCGGCUUUCCUCCGACAGCGACCCCGAGGACGCGCCAGCCACCUCCAGGGUGGGGGGCCCGGGGGUGUUCCCCCUCCCCGUGCCCAAGGGGGGCAGCCGUGUGUCAAGUGAGGAGAGCGAGGAGGAGGGGGGCGAGGAGCCCCCCCGGCCCCUCACGCGCCCCCCGCGGCCCCAGGCGUUCUGCACCUUCGGGAGCCGCCUGGUGAGCCCCGGCUGUUACGUGUUCAACCGGCGGCUGGACCGGUUCUGCUCGGCGCUGGGCUCCAUGCUGGAGCGGCACCUCAGCUCCCACAUGUGGAGGAAGAUCCCUCCGGCUGCCGAGCCCCCGCUCCACGUCCCGCCGGCCCCCCCCAGCCCCACCGGCCCCGCCGCCCCGACCCCCUCGCCCCCCACACGGACCUCGGCCGUGACCCCCCCCGGCAGCCGGGGGGGCCGGGUCCCCGCCAGCAUCAACUACACGGUGGGGUCCCCCCCCGCGGCGGCCGCCUGCAGCCAGCUGGAGUGCGGCGGGGGGGGCAGCCAGUCCAUCACCUCCCCCCUGCCGGCCAACACCCCCUCGCCCUCCUUCAGCAAGCUGACCCCCCCCAAGGCCAGCAAGUCCUCCCGAGCCCGCGAAGCAGCCGGCGGGACCCAUCCGGACCCCCGAAAACGGAAGCCCCCCCUCUCCACCACCGCCCCCCCCCAUAAACGGACCUGUUCAGGGGAUGAGGUUAAAAACAAAAACCCCAACUGCCAGGUUGUUCCCCCCCCCGGCAAGACGAAACCCACCCCCCCGGCUUGUCCGGCUUCGCCCUCCGCCCCCGUCCUCAACGGCACGACGACGCGGGUGAAGCGGCUCGGCCCCCCCCCGGACCCCCGGGGCUCAGCGCUGCGCGCAGCGGGGGGGCCGCCGCUGCCCCCCCCCCGCUGCAUCUCCGAGGACGAGGUCAAGAAGCGCAAGAACGCGGCCACGUACUGCCGGCCCGUCAAACCCAAACCUGCGCCCCCCCUGCCCGCCCCCCCGCCGCCCCCCGGCACGGCCCCCCCAGACUCGGGUGGCCCCCCCCGGAGGAAGAAGCCGGGACCCCCCCCGGGUUUUGAGGAGAAGCGGAGCGCACUGAAGCCCAAAGCCCAUUAACAGAGGGGCCACUGGGGCCCCCCCAUGUCCCUCCACCGCGGGUGCCAGGAACCCCCACCGGAAAAUGGGGAAAAAGUGAUGAAAGGGGGGAAAAACAAACAAAAAAAGCCCCAAGCCCCCCAAGGAAACAAAAGAAGGAAAACACCAACCUCCAAAAAAUACCUCAAGACUCUCAGUUCUGUUCUCUUGCUGCUAAACAAGCCCCCGGAGAGGAGGCGGCCACGGCCGGGGAUCCUGGCACAGGACCGGCCACCGCGGGGCCACCACGGGGCCACCACGGGGCCACCACCGGCCACCACGGGGCCACCACGCCGGCCGCGGGUAUUUAUAAGAAUUACUAUCGCUGUU
Columba livia (rock pigeon) is the source of this 2632-nucleotide messenger RNA. RefSeq names its product ataxin 7 like 2 (gene ATXN7L2). Lineage: Eukaryota; Metazoa; Chordata; Aves; Columbiformes; Columbidae. The record is from RefSeq and is a predicted model, not a curated record.